Molecule: messenger RNA, 520 nt
Organism: Mesocricetus auratus (golden hamster)
Lineage: Eukaryota; Metazoa; Chordata; Mammalia; Rodentia; Cricetidae
Gene: Tmem210
Product: transmembrane protein 210
Exons: 4
Coding region: 21-479 (152 amino acids)
Source: RefSeq, a predicted model, not a curated record
GGUGGGGCUGGGGGCUGGACAUGGCCCCCUGUCCCCAGUCUGACUCCUGCCCAGCUGGCAGCCCCCUUGGCCUGAUAUGUUUGUCCCUUUUGCUCAUCCCUGCUGCAGCUGGAACCUACUGUGAAUGCAGCCUUGGCCUCAGCCGCGACGCCCUUAUUGCCCUCAUUGUGGUGCUGGCUGGUGUCAGUGCCAGCUGCUUCUGUGCCCUCGUUGUUGUGGCGAUUGGUGUCUUUCGGGCCAAGGGUGACGCGUGCCCCGGACACAGACACAUGGAAAACAGGUUGAUGGGGUCCUACGGGGUCCAGGAAGAUCGCAUUGACCUGCACUCGGUGCACGUGGAGUCCCACCUCAUGGACCCUGACCUGGAGGUAUCCAUGAUGCCGUCCUUGGAGAACCAUGGCCUCAUGACCAUCCCCGUGGAGGCUCCUCUAGAGGAGUCGCCUCCACCACCUCCACCCCCACCCCCUCCGCCAGAGUAGUGGAGGGCAGCUAGGCUGGGAAUUAAACAGUAUUUAGUGAU